GGCGCGCAACGGCGCGCCGUGUGUCUUUCUUCGACGGUGCACACUCUAGGCGAAUUUCAUCUCUCUCGACGAUAAUCGUAAAACUUCUCCAUCAUGGUGCAGAUCGUCGGCAAGUACCAGCACGUAUCAGAUGAGAACUUCGACAACUACAUCAAGAGCUUGGGCAAUAACGACCUCAUAGACACGUUCCUGCAGUCGUCGCCGGUCGUCGAGGUCCAGCAGGACGGCGAUCAGUGGACCGUUUCAGUCACCGACAAGGGUAAGAGCGGUUCAGCCACCUUCAAGCUCGGCGAGACCUACGAGGAGCAGAUGUUGUCCCUGCCGGCUUCUUUCAAGAGCGUCACCACGAGGGAAGGCAACUCCUUCAGAACCGAGAGUUCGUUCUCCGCAGAAGUCAAGGUGACUCGACUUUACGAGUUCACGGACGACGGAAUAAUUGUGCAUUUAUCCUCCAACACAAGUGACGUCAAAGCCAAGCGCACAUACAGAAGACUGUGAAGUUUCUAACUUAAUUUUAAACACAAUACACACCGCCUUGUUUCAUUAAAAAGAUACAGACAUAAAGAAAGAGGACACGCUUUCUCUCUCCCUCUUUACCAUUCUCCACAGCUGUCCAUUUUCUUGAAUAUAAACUCGACACGACGAGGAGGCGUGGUGAGGAUUACAGAGGACGGACGUUGAAGAAUGCAUGCGUGCGUGUGUAUGAGUGUGCGCGUAUGGAGUCAUACAGUUCAAACGUAAUAUGUCAUUUAUUUAAGUAUGAAUUCUGAGAAAGAAAAAUAAAUGGUGACAAAUACGCGUACACAAGAAAUCGGAAUAGCACACGCAUCCGUAACACGCGUGUAAAAACUGCUAAGCUCUAGUAUUUCGCUUUCUGUUUCUGAUACGAAGCCGCAUAAUGCAUAUCAUGUCGAAUAAUUGUGCGUGUACGUACGAGAACGAGGCGUGGUCGUGCGUCCCUUUUCGAAGGGCUACUCACUAUUACCGCGCGCGCGCGCAA
Molecule: messenger RNA, 1000 nt
Organism: Harpegnathos saltator (Jerdon's jumping ant)
Lineage: Eukaryota; Metazoa; Arthropoda; Insecta; Hymenoptera; Formicidae
Product: fatty acid-binding protein 12
Exons: 3
Coding region: 94-498 (134 amino acids)
Molecular function (GO): lipid binding
Source: RefSeq, a predicted model, not a curated record